Pyrus x bretschneideri (Chinese white pear) is the source of this 684-nucleotide messenger RNA. RefSeq lists its product as uncharacterized. The record is from RefSeq and is a predicted model, not a curated record. The transcript is spliced from 6 exons. NCBI's taxonomy places the organism in Eukaryota, Viridiplantae, Streptophyta, Magnoliopsida, Rosales, Rosaceae. The coding region runs from base 105 to 452 and encodes 115 amino acids.
UCCAAUAGAGAGGAAGAAGAAAAAAGGGUGGAAUAAAAUUUGGAGAAUUGGGAGAGUACAAGAAUCAGCACUUUAGCAAUAAGUACGUUUUUACCACCACCGCCAUGGACGACGCUGAAUUUCGACGCCUUCUCGAUCUCUUCCCAAUCGUCCGAUCUCGCGACUACCAUGCUGAAUCAGAACAAUCUAGAGAAUCAACUUCUAAGUCAGCACAGCAUGAAGAGCAUAAAGAAUGGCAAGAUGCAUGGGAUGAGGGAGAUAAAAUUGAAGUGGAGAAGCAAGGACUUGACGAACAUGGUGAAUUCUGGGAGAAGCUAAAAUUGAUCGCUGAGAGAAAGGUGGGUGCAGCAGAAGCAGAGAGAUUUUGCAAGGCAUUUCAACGAAUCCACCAGAAACUCGUCUAUGAAGAACUGAGUUUGGAUGCUGCCCAGAAAUUCCUGAACUCGUCGUGAUCUGUAGCUGGAUUCUGUGUGCUUUUUGUUGUUUUUGGUGAUAUUUCUUUCUGCUUCCUCUUCUUGUAAGGAAACUCUCUAGUGUCAACUAGUUUCCCCCGACCGCCCUCCUUUGACUCUCAACUCAACUUUUUACCCUUGUGAUUGUAUGAACAUUGUUAAACAAUUCAUACCUGAGUUGGCAUUGGACCUUCUCAAGUCACAAAAAUGGAUGGGGCGCAGCUUUCUGGCA